Rosa chinensis is the source of this 787-nucleotide messenger RNA. RefSeq lists its product as uncharacterized. The record is from RefSeq and is a predicted model, not a curated record. Bases 132 to 557 code for a protein of 141 amino acids. The transcript is spliced from 2 exons. NCBI's taxonomy places the organism in Eukaryota, Viridiplantae, Streptophyta, Magnoliopsida, Rosales, Rosaceae.
UUCAAAUUUACCCCUUCAAUAACCUUUCUUGCUGGCUAGUUUUUAUCAUAGUUGAGUCGCAUAAUUUUUACCAUUCUCACUCUCUUACCUUCAAUAUUCAAGUGAUCCGUUGGAGUUAGUAAGCUAUAAAGAUGCAUAGAUCCGCAAGCUGGACCAGGGCGGAUGAGUACUAUGCGUCGUCACCGUCGCCCUCAAAGGGCCCGUCGGGGCUGCGAAUGUCGGUGUCAUUCUUCCAAGGGAGUGAUAGUCAGCUGCCGAUUUAUGAUCCGCCCAUAGCCGAGUUGGCCAAGAAGGAAAAGGCUCGCGUCAACUUUGCCGAGAAUGCUGUCCAUGUUAUCCCCUUUGUGCUUCUUCUAUGCGCUUUCAUUCUUUGGUUUUUCUCUAAUCCAGAUGUAGAUGUGAGGAUGAAGGAUCCAAUAGCAGCAAAAAGUAUUGAAGGACUGACAUUAGAGGGGGAGAUUGAGAACGAUAGCGAUGGCACUCAAACAGGAGCUCUACCCAUUGUCGAUUUGGGACUAGACACCGAUCCAACAAAGCAAACCAAAUAUAAAAGAUAGAGCUUAUUGCACGAAUUGCAGAACAAAAUUGCAGACUAUAUAUAGUUAUAUACAGAGAUGCAACUGUGACGAUUACUUCUGGAAGUUAAUUGGGUGCAAUGAAAUAACAAAUGUACUUUUGGUUUUGUAUUUUCCCAUACAUUGUUCUGAAGCCAAAUUUAUUGAUGCUUUUUUGGUAAUGUAAAUUUAUGGAGUACAUUAGCUAAAUUAAAGAAAAAAUAUUUUUCCAA